AUGAAUGGCGUCUUCCGGCCCUUCUCCGCCGCCCGAUCCCCCGUCAGAAUGAUACGAUCGACCGCCUCCGCCGCCGCCUCAACCCCGCUGUCAUGCCCAUCAGGUCAGCCCUCCUCCAUUUCCGUCGCCUUCGCAUUCAUCAGGCCUCUCUCGUCCUCCCCAUCGCCGGAACCCAAUUCCCGAACCGACCCGACUCUGAAUUCGGCCACCGACCUCUCGUCCCAGCUGUUCUCCCUCCUGUGCCAACCGAAUUGGCAGAAACACCCCUCGUUGAGGAAAUUGAUCCCAGCUGUAUGCCCUUCUCUGUUCUCCUCCGUGCUCGCUCAGCACCCCAACCUCAAUCCUCAAACUGCCCUCCAUUUUUUCAAUAUCCUGUCCCGGGCCCCCACUUUCAAGCCCAGUGUUCAGGCCUACAAUUUGCUUUUGCGCUUGUUAGUGAGGAACAGGUUGUAUGGGGAUGCGGAUAAAAUCAGGAUUCUCAUGGUCAAGUCAUGUGAGGAGGCGGAGAAUGUGGGCUUUGUGUUGGGAGUUCUGCGCGAGAUGAACCGUGGCCGUGAUGGUGACUUAAGGUUUAAGCUUAGUCUUCGGUCUUAUAACGUGCUCUUGAUGUCGCUGGCGAGGUUUAUGAUGGUCGGUGACAUGGAAUCUGUUUAUAAGGAUAUGUUGGAUGAUAAGUUGCCUCCGAAUAUAUAUACAUUCAAUACGAUGAUCAAUGCUUAUUGUAAAUUGGGUGAUAUUAGAAAAGCCCAUUAUUAUUUAGGCAAGAUUCUGACUGCUGGUUUGAGGCCGGACACGCAUACUUUCACCUCAUUCAUUUUAGGGCAUUGUAGGAAUAAGGAUGUCGAUAGAGCUUAUGAGAUUUUUGCGAAAAUGCAGCAAAAGGGUUGUCGAUGGAAUGAGGUCUCGUAUAAUGUUUUGAUACAUGGGUUAUGCGAAGUUAAUAGGGUGGAUGAGGCAAAGAGGCUGUUUUUACAAAUGGGAGAUGGUAAUUGUUCUCCAAAUGUCAGGACUUACACGAUUUUGAUCGAUGCUUUGUGUGGUUUGGAUAGGAGGUUGGAGGCUUUGACCCUGCUUGAGGAGAUGAAGAAGAAGGGUUGUGAGCCAAAUGUUCACACUUAUACUGUAGUUAUUGAUGGUUCUUGUAAAGACGGAAUGCUUGAUAAAGCAAGAAAACUGUUGUUAGCAAUGCUGGGUAAAGGAUUAGUUCCUAAUGUAGUGACUUACAAUGCUUUGAUCAUUGGGUACUGUAAGAAGGGAAUGAUCGAGGCUGCUUUUGAGGUAUUUGAUCUGAUGGAAUCGAAACAAUGUAGUCCGAAUGUGCGUACUUAUAAUGAGUUGAUCUCUGGAUUCUGCAGGGUAAAGAAAGUGCACAAGGCGAUGGCACUUCUUAGUAAGAUGCUAGAGCAGAAGCUUCCUCCUGAUCAAGUCACGUUUAACCUUUUAGUAUGCGGACAUUGUAAAGAAGGUGACACAGAGAAUGCUCUUCGCCUCCUCAGGCUAAUGGAAGACUACAAUGUAGUUCCUGAUCUUUUAACCUAUGGUCCUGUUAUCAAUGCCUUAUGUGAAAAAAAGAAUGUUGAUAAGGCAUAUGCUGUGUUUAACUCCCUCAAAGAGAAGGGUGUGAAGGUGAAUGAAGUUAUUUAUACUGCUCUGAUUGAUGGAUACUGCAAUGUGGAGAGAGUAGACUUUGCCUUACAACUGUUUGAAAGCAUGCUUGUUGAGGACUGUCCCCCGAACACGUACACUUACAAUGUGCUGAUUAAUGGGUUGUGCAAAGUGAAAAAAUUACCUGAGGCGUCAAAGCUUCUGGAGAAGAUGUUAACGGAUGGCAUGAAACCCAGUACUGUUACCUACUCAAUUAUCAUUGAGCUGAUGUUGAAAGAAUUCGAAUUCGAAAGCGCUUAUAGAAUUCUAAACCUUAUGGUUUCUCUGGGAUGUAAACCGGACGUCUGCACAUACACAUCUUUCCUUCUCGCUUAUUGCAACCAAGGGAUGUUGAAAGAAGCUGAGGAUGUCAUGUCCAAAAUGAAAGAAGAAGGCGUGAGACCUGAUUUGAUGACCUACACAGUGCUAAUCGAUGGAUAUGGACGUCAAGGUCAUCUAAAUCUCGCCUUUGAUACCUUCAAAUCUAUGGUUAGUGCCGGAUAUGAACCAUCUCAUUACACCUAUUCUGUUCUAAUUAAACACCUCUCGCAUGAGAAGCUAAUCAAUGAGGGCGGUGGCAGAGAAGGGCUCGGUCUGAAGCCAAUUAAUAUUGCCGAUGUCUGGAAAAUAAUGGAACACGGUACAGCUCUUGACCUCUUUGAGAAAAUGAAGGAUUGUGGUGUUGCACCGAAUGUAAACACUUACAAUGCACUCAUCACCGGACUUUGCAGAGAGAGACGCAUCGAAGAAGCCUGGAGGUUGGUUGAUCAUUUGAAAGAGUGUGGAAUGUCCCCGAACGAAGAAAUUUAUAACAAAUUAGUGGAUUGUUGCUGUAGCAUGAAAAUGUUCGAGGAAGCUAUAAAUUUGAUUAAUGACAUGCUUAAGCAUGGCUAUUUACCUCAUUUAGAGUGCUACAAGCUGCUUGUUUGCGGGUUAUAUGACAAGGGAAAUGCUGAGAAGGCCAAGGCAACCUUCCGUAUACUGCUUCGUUGUGAUUACAAUUAUGAUGAAGUGGCUUGGAAAGUUCUGAUUGAUGGCUUGCUGAGCCUUGGCUUUGUGGAUGAAUGCUCUGAGCUGGUAACUGUCAUGGAAGAAUGUGGUUGCGCACUUAAUCCUCAGACGCAUGCUGGAAUCAGGGAAGUUAGCAAUUCUGGACUGACAAGGCAAAAGGGAAGCAGAUCUGAAAAAAUGGUAUGUUACGUUCACGAGCAAGCAUUAUACUCAUGUGAUGCCAUACACGAGGGAAGGAGAAUACUAUUGAGGCAGGACAUUGGAAGGAUGGUUCUCUUCUUUGCUUAUCGAUCAAAUUUAUUGGCUCCUAGUAUUCAAGUGUGCGUGAGUAUGAUGUUUUCUGCCUUAGCUUUUGUACGGUGUGGAAUGCUAUGCUAUUUUCAGCGCAUCGGGAAUAGGGACUUCAUAAUAAACAAACUGCUUGAGUUGUGGCAGAUAGGAACUGAUCCAAACGAUCCGACUGUUGGGUUUUUUUCUGGGAGGGAAUGGACCGUCUUUGCUGCCUUACUGAAAUUUGCAGUAUCAAAUAUCAAUAACCCAUUAGAGGCCAUAGCUGAAAUCGCGGCCCUCGAACUCGAUGCUACUUUUGAAGUUUCGACAAUCAUCAUGAGUAACUACAACCAAAAUCAAGCGUAUCCGACGCCAGCUGUCGCAUACCCGGCGGAGCCACAGGGCGGUCAGAUGGCACCACCGCCGCCGGUUGGGUAUCCGGGGACAGAAGGGAAGGUGGACUACGGCCAGGCUCCGGCGGCGGCUGCCACUCAGUCUAGGGGAGAUGGCUUCUGGAAAGGAUGUUGUGCUGCCCUUUGUUGCUGCUGUGUAUUGGACGCUUGUUUCUAA
This is a messenger RNA of Striga asiatica, 3495 nucleotides long. The record is from the annotation of a GenBank genome assembly. Lineage: Eukaryota; Viridiplantae; Streptophyta; Magnoliopsida; Lamiales; Orobanchaceae.